UGGUCUGGGGAAUUAGCACAGGGACGAGCGCGCGCGCGGGUCCCCAACACAUCUGGGCGAGAGCGGCGCCGCUGGAACCGAGGGGGCAUAUCUGGAGCGGCGGAGCCACCGCGCAGCUGGGGCCCUUCGAGGCGCUCGGGGCACCCAUCUGGGACCUCGAGAGGGGGCCGUGCCGCGCACAGCUGGACCAGGGGAGGGGGGCGGCGGCUGCACAGCUGGACCGAAGGGGGCGGGGUCGGUCCUGGGCGGCUGGCAGAGCGAAGGGCCGCGAGUGGCCUGGGACUGGAGCAUGGGACGGCGCGCCUGAAAGAGCAAGGGGUGAGGAAGGGCCUGGUACCCUGAGGGGGAAAGACGAGAGAAAGGGGCACGAGAGCAAAGGAGGAAGAUGCAACUGACUCGCUGCUGCUUCGUGUUCCUAGUGCAGGGCAGCCUCUAUCUGGCAGGGCCACCGCACACAACCCCAGGCAUGGCCAGGGCCAGAAAAGAGACCACAAACCCCUUUGGAGCCCUCCAGACCUCAGGCAUCCCCCACCCUCAUCCCAGGGUCACCAGCAAAUCCAGAUGCUGCCCAGCUGUGAGCUGGUGCCCCGGUGCUCAUAACGAGAUACAUAAGGUCAUCUGUGGCCAGGAUGACGGUCCCCCUGGCUCAGAGGACCCUGAGCGUGACGACCCUGAGAGCCAGCCCCGGCCCCGGAUGCCUCGAAAGCGGGGCCACAUGUCACCGAAGUCCCGCCCCAUGGGCAGCUCUACUCUCCUAGGCCUGCUGGUUCCACCUGGGGAGGCAUGGGGGGUCCUCGGGCAGCCCCCCAGUCGCCCGAACCACAGCCCCCCACCGUCAGCCAGAGUGAAGAAGAUCUUUGGCUGGGGUGACUUCUACUCCAACAUCAAGACGGUAGCCCUGAACCUACUCGUCACGGGGAAGAUUGUGGACCACGGCAAUGGGACCUUCAGCGUCCACUUCCGACACAAUGCCACGGGCCAGGGCAACAUCUCCAUCAGCCUCGUGCCCCCCAGUAAAGCUGUAGAGUUCCACCAGGAGCAGCAGAUCUUCAUUGAAGCCAAGGCCUCCAAAAUCUUCAACUGCCGGAUGGAGUGGGAGAAGGUGGAACGGGGCCGCCGGAUCUCGCUCUGCACCCACGACCCAGCCAAGACCUGCUCCCGAGACCACGCUCAGAGCUCAGCCACCUGGAGCUGCUCCCAGCCCUUCAAAGUCGUCUGCGUCUACAUCGCCUUCUACAGCACAGACUACAGGCUAGUCCAGAAGGUGUGCCCGGAUUACAACUACCACAGCGAUACUCCCUACUACCCCUCCGGGUGACCCUGGGCAGGCCACAGAGGCCAGGCCAGGACUGGAAGGACAGGCCUGCCCACACAGGAAGCCAUCUGUCUGGAUACUGGGCAGGGAGAGGAAGGGGCCUCAGGCGGGGAGCGCGGGGGUGGAGAGGGCGCCAGGGCCAAGCCUCAGGUGGCGGGGAAGGGGGCGCAGGUGCUGGCCCCAACCUGAGGCUGUGGAGCAACCAGGACACAGGAGCGCUGGCCGAGGAGUGGGUUCUCUGGGCGGCCUCCCAGGGCUUCCCCACGGAGCAAUAGAGAGAUGCUGGGUCCAGGAGGUCCCUGGAGCAAGCAGACCAAUAAAGUCAUGGAGGGGAGCCCAAGACCUUGGCUCCCUCCCUGCCAUCCUGCGGAAGAACACAGCAAGGAGAGGGCUAUUUCAUCGGUGAGGACAGCACGCGGGCACUGAAGGAUGGCGGAGCUGGGGCUUCCUGGGAGCCAGCACCGGAACUCUCCAGCCCCACCCCGUGGGCCGACCUGAGCCCUCAUCCUGGACUGUGGCUUGAGGCUGAAGUGGUGACCUGUGGAGUCUUCGAUGUCUUGACAAAGAGACCAUCUGCCCCCAGCCAGGCCACCCCUUCCCAAAAUUCCUUCUCUUGCCAUUGCUCCCCACCCCCACCCUUGUGCUGAAGGGGACCCUCGUCCUUAAGCUGAGACGGGGGCGAUCGUAAUUCUUGCAGCACCAAGACCACACGUGGAAGCCCACCCGUGAGCCACGUGCAUCCCACUCCUUGCUGGCUCCUCGGGGAACGACCUUAUCCAGCGAGUGAGCCUUCCAUAGCCAGCCUUGCCCAUCAGCCCAGGUCUUGCCAGGACAGAGAUGCUGCCUCCCCUGUGGCCCAUGGGACCAUCUGCAGCUCGGGGCAGGGUGAGGCCACACCGCGGCGGGUGUGCUGGGCCUGUCCCGUAGUGUCUGUCUGUGGGGGUGGGGAGGGGGGAGGUUUUGUGAAAUCAUCAGUUUGUUGACUUCUGUGUGCAGACUCUCGUUCUCAGAUCAAGGAAUAAAGCUUUCCUGGGCA
Molecule: messenger RNA, 2351 nt
Organism: Lagenorhynchus albirostris (white-beaked dolphin)
Lineage: Eukaryota; Metazoa; Chordata; Mammalia; Artiodactyla; Delphinidae
Gene: NXPH3
Product: neurexophilin 3
Exons: 3
Coding region: 386-1318 (310 amino acids)
Molecular function (GO): signaling receptor binding
Source: RefSeq, a predicted model, not a curated record